AUGAGUGGCGGCCCCGGUGGAGGCCCUCGACGGAGGCAGCCCCAGUACAUGCCGCAGUAUCAUCACCAGCAGCAGCACAUGGGGCCGAUGUAUCCGAGCUACGUGCCGUAUGGGCCGCAAGGCUACUACGGAAUGCCGCCGCAGUUCCAGAACGGCGGCGUGCCGUCCCAGGGCUAUAUGGCCUAUCAAGGCUAUGCCAGAUCGCCACCGUCCAUGCCGCAAUAUGUGCCGAUGCCUCCGUCCGCACCGGUUCCGAUCCCCCCACAGACGCCUUCCUCAUCGCACUCGUCCCAGAUGCUUCCUCCCCCGACUCCUCCGACGCCGCAGACGAUCGAGCAUGUUUCUCCCCUGAAUCACUCUCCAGUCGAGCAGCGCGAGCCGUUCCGGCCACCACUUCCUUGGUUCUCCUGUCCCGACACAAGCUUUCCUGCCAAAACGCCCCGGUCGAGGCGGCGGAGAAAGCCACUAACGGCGGAUAGCGCCGCUGUCUCCCUGCCCCUCGAACAACACGGCUCGCUAACGGAACAAUGUACACCCUCGUCGGGUCGUGCGACGGACGCAAAUGUGUCGUCGCAUGUUCCUGCCAAGGCAGCUCCGUCUACUCCAUUUCUCGACUCUUCGCGGCAACGAGGGGCGGACGUGACAACUGCCGAGGCGGCCGCCCCCGUCGAUGAACGGCCCGCGGACGAAGCUCGGAAGCAAGCGACAGGCGGGGGCGAGAAACCCGGCAUGAACGGUGCCGCGAUAACCGCUGUUUCCACCGAGGCUAACGAACCUGAUGAUGCUGCUUCCCCCAAGGGACCCGUCGCCCCGGCCGGGACAAACGGAUCAGCCGCCCUCAAUGGCUCAGGAACAUCCAAUACUACUGCAGCCGCCCCAAGUUCGGCUUUUUCAAAAACCAAUGCCAACUCGCUCGCCGAGGCCAUUCGAGAGUAUCAAGUGGGCAGUGUCGACAAGAUUUCCUUCCUGGAGCCUCGUGGCCUCAUCAACACAGGAAACAUGUGCUACAUGAACUCGGUUCUCCAAGUGCUCAUGUUCUGCGUCCCCUUCCACGAUUUCUUGGAUCAGGUCAGCAAGAGGGCCAUCCACAGCUUCAAGAGCGAGACUCCGCUCGUGGACGCCAUGAUCAUGUUCAUGCAUGAGUACAAUAUUAUCGACUCGGCGCCAUCCGCCAAUCAACUGCACAGCAAGCUCAAGAGCGAAGAUCUCGAGAAGUACGGCGAGCCUUUUACUCCCGAAUUCGUCUACGAAGCUAUAAGACAGCUCGCGCGAUUCGCAAGCAUGAGGCGUGGUCAUCAGCAAGACGCGGAAGAAUUCUUGGGGUUUCUCCUCCAGUCGCUCGACGAUGAGUGCACUCACAUCAUGGGCAGCUUCCAGUCGAAUGACUCUGAGAUUGCGUCUGUCGAUCUGGGAGCUAGCCAAAGCUCGAUGGCGGAUCCGUCUGGCGAUUGGCUCGAGGUCGGCCGCAAACAGCGGGCUGCGGUCACGCGCUCGUCGGGGUCAAAUUCGUCGACACCCAUCACCAAGAUUUUUGGUGGACUGCUUCGAUCCGAGUUCCGCGUGCCGGGGCUCAAGGACUCCAUCACCACUGAGCCUUAUCAGCCGCUGCAGCUGGACAUUGGAUCUCCAGACGUACGCAACGUCCUUGACGCCCUACGCGGCUUGACCCGCCCGGAACGCCUCCAGGGAGACUUCAACUCUCCCCGAGGCAAGGACAUCGUGGCUACGAAGCAGGUGUUUAUCGAGUCCCUGCCUCCAGUACUUAUCCUCCACCUGAAGCGCUUCCAGUUUGACGCCGAGGGCCAUGGCACUAUCAAGGUUUGGAAGAAGGUUGGGUAUCCCCUGGAGCUCGAGAUUCCGCGCGAGGCCCUGUCGAGGCAGAAACGCCAGACCAUGGGCGACGGCGCGAUGCCCAGGUACAGGCUCAUCAGCGUAGUUUAUCACCACGGCAAGAACGCCAGUGGCGGUCACUACACUGUCGACGUGCGCCGACAGGACGGCCGCGAGUGGAUCCGGAUGGAUGACACUGUUCUUCGCCGUGUUCGCAGCGAGGAUGUGGCCGAGGGGGGGUCCGAGGAAGAGGUCAAGGACACUAGAAAAGAUGGUGGUGGCGCCAGCGCCUCAGCGAACCGAUUCGGCGCCAUGCACGACGACGACACCGGUGACGAAGACGGCUGGAAGCAAGUCACGGCUUCGGCCGGUGGCAACAAGCGGUGGAGCAGCGUCGUGAACGGCGGCAGCAAUGGACACGCCAAGGAUAAGCAGCAGCAGGUCAAGGAGAGCAUCAAGGACAACAAGGUUGCCUAUCUGCUGUUCUACCAGCGCGUGUAG
Messenger RNA from Hirsutella rhossiliensis, 2331 nucleotides. Its product is annotated as ubiquitin carboxyl-terminal hydrolase domain-containing protein. Gene Ontology annotation, cellular component: cytosol; nucleus. The record is from RefSeq and is a predicted model, not a curated record. Gene Ontology annotation, molecular function: cysteine-type deubiquitinase activity; cysteine-type endopeptidase activity. The coding region runs from base 1 to 2331 and encodes 776 amino acids. The transcript has 10 exons. NCBI's taxonomy places the organism in Eukaryota, Fungi, Ascomycota, Sordariomycetes, Hypocreales, Ophiocordycipitaceae. Gene Ontology annotation, biological process: protein deubiquitination.